AAUUAAUAAAAAUGGCACUUGUGCUUAAAUAAUUUUGUGGAUUCAGUAGAAUGAAUGCUCAAUGCCCAACUUAUAAAUAGUAAAUAAUAUAUAUGCUAGAUUUUAAGCAUUUGUGCUGGUUUGAGUGGUGGAUCAUUGUUGUAUGCAUUUUAUGCUUAGGUGCAAAAGUAAUGGAAAGAAUAGGAAAUUUAAUUCAGAAAGGAAUAACUAAAGAAACCAAUUUAUGAGCUUAGAGAUGAAGAGCUUGUAAGUCCUCCAUGGAAUAGUUCCAAUUUGAAUGAAUGGUUAUAUAGAAGAGUAAGAGUAAAGGGAAGACCUCUUCAUUACAAAUAAAUGAUGGUGCCAAGAACAGAAUUUUAUAAGCCAGGAUUCGAAUGUGUAGUUCCACUUGUUACAAAGGAAGAUGCAGAUUAAACAGUAUAGGAAGGAGUAUGAAUAUAUAUAUAAUAAAUAGCUUCUUGUAUCUUUAGGAUUUGUGCCUUAUGAAUAUAAGGAAAUUCCAGAUAGAUUUAAAUUGGAAGAUGCUUCAGUCUAAUAAUUUGAUUGCUUCUUAUCCCAGUUACCUGAACUAUAAGAUAAUACAUAUGGAAAUGUAGCAAAUUUGAGAAAUCCAUCAUGGAGUUACGCAGAUUUAUAAUUGAUGGCUUAAGCUACUGGAUUCAAAAAUGCAGAUAAAAUUGGUAAAGUUGUAUUAGAGAGAGCAUGUUUUGAUACUCCAUUAGAUGAAAGAAAUAUGAGGUAUUUAAAUGAUUUAUAUUCUAAUUAGAACUUAUGAUUUAGAUGCUGAUCAUCAUAUGGAUUAUCCAUAUUUGAAGAGCAAUUCUGGUAUUUUAUAUCAUAAAAACCAUAUGCCAUGGGAUUGGUAGAGAGCUAAACAAUAAGCAUUAGGCUCAACUGUUUUAUUUGGUGCUUUGGGUGCAGUAUUACAUUUAGCCAAAUGAAAUUUAUAUUAAUAAAGAUAAGAAUUAUAAUUGAAAGAAUUACUC
This is a messenger RNA of Paramecium sonneborni, 986 nucleotides long. Lineage: Eukaryota; Ciliophora; Oligohymenophorea; Peniculida; Parameciidae. The record is from the annotation of a GenBank genome assembly.